AAAUAUGUUUCAGAAGACGCCAUUAAUUUCUAGAAACAUGAAGGUGCUUUCUGUAAUUGCGUUAGGCGUUUUCGCGCUAAGUGUGAUUGCUUUCAGAAAUGUAGCAACACUUCCAAAACUUAAAUCUACUGCAGCGGCUCCUUUCGACUGGCAACAAUUUCUUCCACAAGCCCAGAAACGAGCUGCUGCUUACCCUGGAGAUGACCCAAGUUCGGCAGGAGACAUUAACUCCGUUUACAGCGCAGUUCCCUCCAAACUUGCCACUAAUCCUAUGAGCCCAUUCCUGUCUUUAAAACCAUUCCUUCCAGUAAAACCAACAAUUGUAUCCCCAUUCGUUGAUCCCAACAUCUUCAUUGGAAAGAAAGCUGCACUUCUGAACAACCUCUUUGGUUCUGGGAUUGCUCCUGCUCCUGCAGGUAUGCCAUUUUUCUUUCCUCCUUGGAUAUCAGGAGGGGUCAUAUCACCUCCUGGUUUCUUUGCUGAGAAGAAAACACUUUUGGGUACAGCAGUGGAUAGUGAUGCAUCAUCCUCUUCUCUAGAUUCCAAGAGAGCACUCACAGAGCCUGAACCAGAACACGAAGCAACUGUCUCAGCUCAGCCCCGUCUUGUAAUUGGACCACCCUCAAUUUGGGGGCCUCCUGCUGCUGUAACUCCUACUGUGAAGCCAACAAUUGUACCCCCUGGGUACUGGAGUCCAUUUGCAGAUGGUUCAUCAGCAGCUGGACCAGUGCCUCCAGUUGUAGACCCAUCUGUUUUCUUGGAUAAGAAGACAAAGUUCCUCAGUGAACUGUUUAACAGCCUUAGUGCAACCCCAAGUACAUCUGAAGUGUCAGCAAGAGCUAUAGCUACUGAUGAGUCUACAACAGAUCCCUUGCAAGCUGUUCCCCCAAAUUUCUGGCUCCAGUUCAUCCCUGCUUUUGCUACACCUCCACCAGCCCCCACUGUGAAACCUACUAUUGUUCCGCCUGGGUUCUGGGUACCUUCAGUUGUUACCAAACCAGCUGGUUUCUUUGGUCCUUCAGUUCCUGUUGUGGAUCCAGCACAAUUUAUUGACAAGAAAACAGCUUUCCUCAAAACCCUUUUCAGCACCCUCAAUAUCACAGUUACACCUGCCCCAGUAACAACUCCAGAACCUACCCUUGACCCUGUCAUAGAGUAUGAACAGAAGGUAGCUGAAUUCCUGGACAAACUCUUUACUGCGAUCAUCAAUAAUGAUAGUGCUGGUGCUACAGCAAAGCGGGAUUUGGCAGGUGCUGAUGAAACGGCAGCCAAAGGAGAGAAAAACUUUCUAGGAAAAGAAAAUGAAGUCUAUGACAGUACUAGAAAUGCAAAGAGUAAAACUGAUGCUCAAGCAACAGAUGAAACUGGCGAUUUUACACGAAGGAGUGUUGACACAGCCAAUGACACUUCAUCCGUUGGUGCUCAACAACUUCCAGUAGAUGCACUUCUCAGUGCCAAGGAUAAAGUUGUAGACACCAUCAUAGCAGAGAUGGGUGGAAUCAAGAACAAUAUUCUGGCUACUUUGGCUGAACUAAUAACAAAACAGAAGGAAGCAGCUGCAACACCUCCACCAACCCCUGCGCCAAAGAAGAAGCCUGGUCCAUCAUUUGGUCCUGGUGGGCCAUUUGGUUUUGGAGGGCCAUUUUCACCAUGGGCUAAAGUUGCUCUUACAACUACUACACCAAAACCAACCCCAGAUCCUGAACCAUUCCAAAAGAAAGUUGAAUUUCUCAGCCAAGUGUUCGACACGCUUACAAAGUUGGAGAAAGACGUUACAGAGGCACUGAGUCAGGCUGUUAGUGAAGCAGCAGCUGCAGCUACAACCACAACUACUUCUAUUCCAACUACACCAGAAACUAAACCCAUAGUGCCCACUUCACAGGUCACGAAUGGCACAAAACUCAUAGACCUUAUCAGAAGUAAACUUAUUGAACUUGCCAACUCCUCCGCACACAGCCAGACUUCUGAACAAGGCUCUCUGAUGCAACAAGUUCCAAAAUAUGCUCGGGCUAUCAAACCGACGCUGACUGAACCUGUACCCACCAUAGUAGAUCCAUCUUUCUGGAUACCUGAUACUGCUGCUGGUGCUGUGGUUGGUCCUGACUACUACAUAGGGAAGACACAGUCAUUCCUGAGCAAGCUGUUUGCAAGCAAGGCAGCAAAGACUGGAGAUGAUGAUCAGGCAUCCACAGACAACAAGGCAAGAAGCAUCAAGAUGGCAGUACACCAGGGGUACCAGAGUCUCCCCCCGGGUUCAGAGGAACUCCUCCAGGCUGGAGGUGGUACCACACCCCAGAAACACGAAGGAGGGGGCCUCAAGCUACAGGCAGACAUCCCCAACAUCAAAACAAGUAGUAAUGAGUGGCAAUCAGACAGCCGCCACCACCACAACCACCAUAACAGAGACUAAGGGAAGAUGAAUUUUUGUUAACAUGGGAAUAAGUAAGAGAUAGCAGUAUCAAUGUCUGCAGCAAUAGAAAAAAAAUGAUGUUUCAGAAUGUCUACCAUUAAGUUUGAAAUGUCAAGAACAGUCAGUUUUAAGUUCUCACAUUUUGUACCAGACACUACUGUUUUUGAACACAAUGUCCAUAGAAUACAAAUGUGCUAACCAACAAAAGGUCCUCGAUGGAAGUCCGGGAAACUGGCACAGAGGAGCUGUAAUGAGCAUUAUGGUUUCAUUUACCCCUAUGACUGCUAACCUGUGCUUAUGAAUAAUUACUAUAUGCAAUAUCUAGUUCACUUUUGGUGUUAUGUAAUCACUUACUGAAAUUUAAGAUAAUGAUAAUUAUUUUAAAAAAUGUGUUAUAAAUAAAAGUCACAAUUUUCUAGAGUAUGUCUAAUACAACCUACUGUCAUCUGUAAGCUCUGAAAGAUUUGAGGAGAUUCCACCAGGCUGCAGUGAAAUUUUCAAGUUCUGUUCAUGUCAAAAACUUGCUCAUGGUCCAAUAUUAUUUUCAAAAUAAGCAUACAAUUUAUGUAUUAUUUCCUUGCUACUUAGACAGUUCCUAGUCUUGUAGGUUUUAUCUCUGUAGUUGUUACUGAAGUGGUACAGUUUCUGAGGAGGGAAAAAUUGAAAGAUUAGUUACGGAAGCAAAGUAGAGAGCUGGGAUAGCUCAUUUGGCAUAGCAACAUGCUAUGGGCUGAAUGGCCGGGGUUCAAUUCCAAGCAGAGGCAAGAAAUUUUUCUGUACACCACAGCAUCCAGACCAGCCAUGAGGCCCACCCAACCUUGACCACUCAUUUCCACCAGGUGCUGAGAUAAAAAAUAAUGGAGUUAUACCUCCGCUCCUACACACAUUGUCAUGGUGUGGCAUUUCAUUAAUUACACACAGGGACAACUUUGCCUUUUCAGAAGUGAAGUACAUCCCGUUCUACAAUUUGUUCUUGAAAAGUAACACAGGUAUGGUAAAGGUAAAAUUCUCCCUGUGCUUAAGUGAUUAAACACCACACCAUGAAGAUGUAUGGGGGAGCAGAGGUAUUGCUCCACCAUUCUAGAUCUUGAAACUAGAUGGAGGUGAGUGUCCAGCUUCAAGCCCAUCCACUUAACACCAGGUAAACAGCCCUUUGUACCUGUUGGAUAGAAAGUUGGGUGGGCCCCAUGGCCAGUCUGGAUGCUGUGGAGUAGAGGAAAAUCUCUUGUCCCUGUUGGGAAUCGAACCCUGGUCAUCAAAAGUGUAGUCCACCGCUGUACCCACUGAGCUAUCCCAGCACCAAAGGAGAUAAAUUAGCUAUCUUAAAAUCUAAAAACAAUUUUGAACUAGCUACUUUUGUUUCCGUAGAAAUUCUUAAUAUGUUCCAGCAUACUUCCCAUAAAACUGAACUUUCUUUGUACUUAAUGCUGUAAAUCUCUUAAGAAAGUUAUAUGAGCUUCCAAGAGAAUUUUAUCAUAGUACACUUUCACUUUUGGUCAAAUCCCUGUCACAGAGACUUCUGCAAUCAGUAUAAUCAUUAUUCUGCAAGACUGCAGUUUGCAGAAAUGCCUUCCAACCGUAAAUGUCUGGUACAAUGAGGCAACAAACCAUGCCUCUUGACAUGAUAAUAAUGACAGCAGGUUCUAAUGAUUCCUAAAGCAAAAUAUGUAUUAGUAUUCAAAUUUACAUAACUUAAUUCACAGCUAAUAUGAUAAUGUGUAAGUUUUAAUUAGGUAAGUAAUCUUUCUUCCCUUAAUGUUGCCUGCAGAAGCAUUAUAUAAUUUAGAAUUAGAUAAGUAUUGGUUAAUAAACUGAUGUUAAAGAGCACUGAU
Cryptotermes secundus is the source of this 4242-nucleotide messenger RNA. Its product is annotated as calphotin. The transcript has 3 exons. The coding region runs from base 5 to 2410 and encodes 801 amino acids. Lineage: Eukaryota; Metazoa; Arthropoda; Insecta; Blattodea; Kalotermitidae. The record is from RefSeq and is a predicted model, not a curated record.